Molecule: messenger RNA, 2152 nt
Organism: Zea mays
Lineage: Eukaryota; Viridiplantae; Streptophyta; Magnoliopsida; Poales; Poaceae
Product: fatty acyl-CoA reductase 1
Exons: 6
Coding region: 311-1903 (530 amino acids)
Biological process (GO): suberin biosynthetic process; long-chain fatty-acyl-CoA metabolic process
Cellular component (GO): intracellular membrane-bounded organelle
Molecular function (GO): alcohol-forming very long-chain fatty acyl-CoA reductase (NADP+) activity
Source: RefSeq, a predicted model, not a curated record
GCUGGUACGUACGACAGUGAUCUUUUAGUUUAGUUAGUUUCAUGCAGGCACGUCUUGGCCAAGUGGGUGGUAUUUGUUAGCAAAACCACACGCACGGCGGCGGUGGGCAGGACUGAAAUGAACUCGAUCGUGUCGUGUCGUGUGUAUAAAUGCUGGCCGCCCGGCCUCACUUGUCUCGCGGCUCGCGCACUACUCUCACUCACUGCACUGACUGCUUAGCCUCUUUAGCUUGCAGGACACAGGAAAGCAUGCAGCGACAUUAACUGCUACUUGGCCUCUGUGUAUGUCCCGCACCUAAUUAAUCACGCGCAUGCAGAAGGUACCUGCAACGACCUCAAGCAAAUUACAGACGAUGGUGGAUAGCGCCAUGGACGCGGCGAGGAUCAUAGGCUACUUCAAGGAUAAGACCAUCCUCGUCACCGGCUCGACUGGCUUUCUUGGAAAGAUCCUUGUGGAGAAGAUACUGCGGGUGCAGCCUGCUGUGCGCAGGAUCUACCUCCUCGUGCGAGCGGCCGACGAGCCCUCCGCACAGCAGCGCGUCCAGCAAGAGGUUACCGGCACCGAGCUGUUCAGCCUCCUGAGAGACAAGUACGGCGAAGAAGGCUUCGACCUGUUCAUCCGAGACAAGAUCGUUCCUUUGGCCGGAGACAUCACGAACCAGGACCUGGGCCUGGAGCCAACCACACUCGACGGCAUGGCCAAGGAGAUGGACGUCAUCGUCAACGUUGCUGCAACCACCAACUUCUACGAAAGAUAUGAUGUCGCCCUGGACGUGAACGUGAUGGGAGUGAAGCAACUCUGCCACUUGGCCAAGCACUGCGCCAACCUCAGGAUGUUCAUGCAUGUCUCCACUGCCUACGUGUCCGGCGACGGCAGCACGGAGCCGAUCCUGGAGAAGCCCAUCAAGCCCGGCGAGGCGCUGCGGGGAGGCGGCACGCGCGUCGACGUCGACGGCGAGCUGCGCCUCGUCAGUGACGCCAAGAACGACCUGACGACGACGUCGACCACCGGCGCGGCGGAGAGGAAGGCCAUGAAGGAGCUGGGCCUGCGGAGGGCUCGCCACUUCGGGUGGUCCAACACGUACGUCUUCACCAAGGCCAUGGGGGAGACGGUGCUGGAGGAGCAGCUCCGGCGGGACGGCGACGGCGACGGCGACGGCGGCAUGCCGCCGCCGGCGGUGGUGGUGGUCAUGCGGCCCAGCAUCAUCACCAGCGUCCGGGCCGACCCGGUGCCCGGGUGGGUGCAGGGCACGCGCACCAUCGACACGCUCAUCGUCGGCUACGCCAAGCGCAGCAUCUCGGCCUUCCUCGCCGACAUCCGCCUCGUCAUGGACGUCAUCCCGGCGGACAUGGUGGUCAACGCCAUGCUGGCGGCCGCGGUGGCGCACUCCGGGUCCGGGUCGGGGUCCGGGCAGGACGUGGUGGUAUACUACCAGCCCACCUCGUCGCUGCGCAACCCGGUGACCUACGCCGUGCUCUACCGCUCCGGCAGCCGCCACUUCAGGGAGCACCCGCGCGUGCGGGACGACGGCGAGGCCAUCCCCAACAAGGAGAUGCGCUUCUUCACCACCAUCCCGAGGUUCCGCCUCUACAUGAUCCUCUCCUACAAGCUGCCUCUCGAGAUGUUGCACAUGGCGAAUCUGCUGCUCUGCGGACUCUUCUCCAAGUUGUACAAGGACUCCAACCGCAAGUACAAGUUUGUGAUGCAUCUCGUUGACGUCUACGGGCCCUUCGCCUUCUUCAAAGGAUGCUUUGACGACACGAACAUGGAGCGCCUGCGGUCGACGAUGGUGAUGCGCAGCCCUGAAGAUGACAUGUUCAACUACGAUCCCAAGACCAUCGACUGGGACGAUUAUUUUUACAGAAUCCACAUACCUGGUGUUCUCAAGUACGUCUGCAAGUGAAGCUGGGGAAAACUCUGUUCUGUAUCAGGCACACCUUGCUCCUUCACCUAAUCACCUUGUUCAUAUAUGCGUGGGGGAAAACUCUUUUCUUUUUUUUCUUUUUUUUUUCUUUUUUGCCUCUACUGGCUGUAAUCAAUCACAAAGACAUGUCAUCCAUUGGCAGAACUUGUUAAACGUAUCGGUCAACUCAAGCACCAUAUAUGAAAUGUUAACAAAAAUGGGUGCUUUGUGGUUGGCUGCCAGCCUAUA